AUGUAUCAGCAUAAGUCUGGUUCAUUGAAGCGGAAGGAGAAGAGAGAAAGAGAACAGGAAGAAGAAAAACUUAGAAACAAAAAUGUGUUGUUAAAGUUUUUCAAGAAGCAGAAAUCACCAGAGGAAGCUUCCACUGCAGAGGCUGUUGAGCCACCUGAGAAAGAAGUUCUUGCUGAACCAGAAGAGGAGACUGCUUCCUGCAGCACAUCUUUUGUUACUGACACUGAAGGUCAUACUGACACAUACCCACAAGAAGAAGAUGAAACUCAGACUGAGUACAUUUCUGGCCUUGUGGAAAAUGAAGAAGAGCCUGAUUGGAAGGAUCCAGCAGUUUGGCCAGAUGUGUUGACGGACAAACACAGAGAAAGUAUUGUGAUUUGUGGUUUAGAUAAAGAACAACAACUACAGGAAAUGAUAAAAGGCAUGGACAAGGAUUGUGAAGAACGUUCAUUCAAACGACUUCUGGAUGUUACCUUAUUUCUGGCAUCAAGAAAUUUGGCAUUUCGUGGAAGCUCUCAAAGAAUUGGAGACUUGCACAACGGGAAUUUCCUUGGUGUACUGGAAUUGAUAGCACACCCAAUGCUAAAUGAACAUUUGGAAAAAGUAAAGAGAAGCCAAGAAAGUGGAAGAAAAGUUCAUGCUCAUUAUCUAUCUUGGGCAACCCAAAAUGAGUUUAUAAAUAUAUGUGGGAAACAUGUUCUGGACACCAUUCUGUCUGAAAGGAGGAAUGCAAUUUAUUUCUCUCUGAUAUGUGAUGCCACACCGGAUAUUUCACAUACAGAACAAAACGUCAUUGUUUUAAGGUAUGUGCAUAGAAAUUCAGAGACUGAAAAUUGGGUUAUUCAAGAAAGGUUUAUUGAGUUUUUUGAUUUUCACCAAAAGACUGGCGAAGAAAUAGCAGAAAAGCUGUUAUUGAGACUGGCUGAGCAUGGAAUAAAUCUUGAUGAUUGCAGAGGUCAAGGAUUUGACAAUGGUGCAAAUAUGUCUGGGAAAAACAAAGGCGUUAGAGCACACAUACAAAAGAAGUUUCCAAAAGCUGUAUUUUGUCCCUGUGCUUCCCAUUCUUUAAACCUUGCUGGUGUACAUGCCGCAUCCUGCUGCCCUGAUGUGAUUACGUUUUUUGGAUGUGUCAAUCGUUUAUAUUUACUGUUUAGUGGAAGUCCACAAAGGUGGAAAAUAUUGAAGGAUGAAAUUGGAAGUUCACUGCAUGCCUUGAGUGACACCAGAUGGAGUGCUAGAGUGGAAGCUGUUCGCCCAAUUGCUUUAAGACUUCCAGGCAUCAUUCAAGCCCUCGAAAAAGUAAUUUCAUCCCAAAGACUUUCAAUUCUGCAGAGUUUUGAAGAGAGAAACAAGAUUCUACAAGCCAGAUCUAUUUCAAUGGAUAUCGGAAGAGAAAAUAUUAAAUCCCUUUCGCUGGAAAUGCAGGCACUUCAUGAUAGGUGGACAGAUCUACUUUCUGAGGCCAAACUUGUGGCAGAAGAAAUGGGGAUACCGAAGAUACUGAAAGCACCAAGGCGGCUGAAUAGGUCAAGAAAGCAGCAGCCAGAUGUAUCAUGUAUUGAACCAGAAGAAGCUGAAAUGGAAUUCAAGAUCAACGUUUUCUUUGUGGCACUUGAUUCUAUAAUUAGUGAGUUGAACCAGCGGUUUCAAUCAAUGGAAAAGGUUUGCUGCCUGUUUACUCCCAUUUUGAAAUUAAAAACCCUUUCAGAUGCGGAAUUGGUAAGCUCCACAGAAAACCUGAUCUCUUACUACUCCGACGAUCUCUCAAGCUCUCUAGUAGGCGAACUUCAGCAUCUUCGCAAGGUAUAUGAUGCCACAUUCACAAGAGACUUAGCCCCUCUUGACUUGUUGAACGCUAUACAUAAAUUACAGCUUGAAGGAAUAUUUGGAGAAAUAUCUAUUGCUCUCAGAAUUUUCACCACAAUUCCACUCUCUGUUCCUGAAGGAGAGAGAGCAUUUAGCAAGCUAUCUUUAAUUAAAAACUAUCUGCGGUCAACAAUGAGUGAGCAACGUCUGAAUAGUCUUGCACUUCUCUCCAUUGAGCAUGAACUUGCACGUAAGCUGAGUUUUAAGGAUUUGAUUGAAGACUUUGCAAGCCUAAAACUGAGGAGAUGGUCAACUCACCAUAGUUAA
Bufo gargarizans (Asiatic toad) is the source of this 2133-nucleotide messenger RNA. Its product is annotated as 52 kDa repressor of the inhibitor of the protein kinase-like. The transcript has 3 exons. Gene Ontology annotation, molecular function: protein dimerization activity. NCBI's taxonomy places the organism in Eukaryota, Metazoa, Chordata, Amphibia, Anura, Bufonidae. The record is from RefSeq and is a predicted model, not a curated record. The coding region runs from base 1 to 2133 and encodes 710 amino acids.